Molecule: messenger RNA, 1905 nt
Organism: Rhododendron vialii
Lineage: Eukaryota; Viridiplantae; Streptophyta; Magnoliopsida; Ericales; Ericaceae
Product: probable receptor-like protein kinase At1g80640
Exons: 10
Coding region: 87-1409 (440 amino acids)
Biological process (GO): protein phosphorylation
Molecular function (GO): ATP binding; protein kinase activity
Source: RefSeq, a predicted model, not a curated record
UUCUCUCUUUCUUGUCCACUCCAACAUAGAAAAACACUAGAGAGAGAGAGAGAGAGAGAGAGAGAGAGAGACCAAUUUAGAAACAAAUGAAGCCGCUUCUUGUGCUUUUGAUUCUUCUAUGUGGACCCAUUUGGAUUUUUCACUUACCCGAGGUUGAUGCCCGGAAAAAGUUUCCUCUCUCUCCUGCACCUGUUCCUUCACUGGAAGCCCCACCUUCUUUUCCAGUGUUAUCAUCAAUGGCGGCCUUCUCUCCAGGGUCUCCGGCUGGAGAACACAACAAGAUGGAUACAAACAAGAUACUGAUCAUAGUGGUCAUAGCGGCCUCGAUUGUAGUGGGUGCAAUCACAUUCUCUGUAUUAUACUUUUGGAUUUGGCACAGAAAGACCUCACCCAAAUCCCAUCAGAAAGAAGAUUUUACCUCAGUGGGUAAUUACAAUUACAAGAAGAUGAGUUUUAAGAAAGGAGGUGCGUGCUUGAUGGAUUACAAGUUGCUAGAAACGGCAACGAAAAAUUUCCAGGAGAGCAAUAUCUUGGGGCAGGGUGGUUUCGGUUGCAUUUACAAGGCCCGGUUGGACGACAAUUUCCAUGUCGCGGUGAAGAGAGUGAGUGAUGGAAGUCAGGAUGCCAUUACAGAAUUUGAGACUGAAGUGGAUUUGCUGAGCCAAAUGCAACAUCCAAACAUAAUUUCUCUCUUAGGUUACAGCAUUCAUGGGGAAACAAGGCUUCUUGUUUAUGAGCUGAUGGACAAUGGAUCUCUGGAAACUCAACUAUAUGGACCUUCUCGUGGUUCGGCUUUGAAUUGGCACCGGCGGAUGAAAAUCGCACUUGACAUGGCGAGGGGAUUAGAAUAUCUACAUGAGCACUGCAACCCCCUAGUGAUCCAUCGAGAUCUGAAAUCAUCUAAUAUUCUUCUGGAUUCCAACUUCAACGCAAAGCUGUCUGAUUUUGGUCUUGCAAUAACUGACGGGAGCCAAAACAAGAAGAACAUCAAACUUUCGGGCACCCUUGGAUACGUAGCUCCCGAGUAUCUUUUAGACGGAAAAUUGACGGAUAAGAGUGAUGUUUAUGCUUUUGGAGUAGUCCUCUUGGAGCUUAUACUGGGAAGAAAGCCUGUAGAAAAAGUAUCAGAAGCUCAAUGCCAGUCUAUUGUCACAUGGGCCAUGCCAAAGCUCACUGACAGAACAAAACUUCCCAAGAUUGUGGAUCCAGCGAUCCGGAAUACAAUGGAACUGAAGCAUCUUUGCCAAGUUGCUGCUGUAGCUGUGCUAUGUGUACAACCGGAGCCGAGUUACCGUCCAUUCAUAACCGAUGUUUUGCACUCUCUCAUCCCUCUCGUUCCCAUCGAGCUUGGAGGGACCCUCCGAUCUGCACUACAGACGCCUACGGAAACGCCUUCCCGUCACCGAUGACCCAUACAAUAAACUCCACAUGUUCAGUUCACUAUCAUAGUAGUACAUUACUGGAAAUUGGUUUUUGAAUCACUUUGGUGAAGGGAAGAUGGUGGUGCAGAGUUGGAGAACAUUGAGGUUUAGUCAAAGCUUUUUGUACAUUGAUGCAAUCUCAGAUGUGGUUUCUUCAUCAGCUGAGCUCAAGUAUAUACAGGGAAAAUAUAAGAGACUACUACUCAUAUCUUGGGUUUUCCUUUUACCCAAAUUUAAUACAUUGUAUGCCCCUCCAAAAAAUGAGAAAACAUGUAUACCCUUUUUGGUUUGUAGAUUAGUGUAUAGAGACAAUCAAGAAAAAGAAGACGAAAAGAAAGAUUACAAUGGAAAUGGAGGAAGAGUAGAUACUCCUAUGACUAGAGUAUGUGGUCAUUUUGAAAGUCCAGAUCUUAAUUCUUGUUUGAUUACAAUGGAAAAGGAGGAAGAGUAUAUAUGACUACAGCAUCGGGUGUAUUUCUUGCUU